AUGUCCUCUACACAAUCAAGAUAUGCCAAAGCCCACGAGUCCCUCGGAGGACCCGGCGAUGCACGACCAACCGCAUUACAAAUCGUCCAGGAUGAAAACCGAGUCAACGAUCUCACCGACAAGGUGAUCAUGAUCACAGGUUGUUCCUCCGGACUUGGUAUCGAGACCGCCAAGGCCCUCUUCCACACGGGAGCAACGCUAUACCUGACGGCCCGGGAUCUAGGAAAGGCCAAGACCGCAUUGGGCGACCUCGUCGAUAGUCCGCGAGUCCAUCUUCUCCACUUGGAUUUGAAUUCCUUGGCAUCCGUCCGCGCAUGUGCAGAAGAGUUCAAAUCUAAAGAGAGUACUUUGAACAUCCUGAUUGAAGAUGCCGGCGUGAUGGCAUGUCCUGAAGGCCGAACAGCCGAUGGGUUCGAAACGCAGUUUGGCACAAAUCAUUUGGCCCAUUUCCUGCUCUUCUACCUGCUCAAGCCACAGUUUCUCUCUUCGUCAACCUUUAGUUUCCAGUCCCGAUUGGUCGUGGUAGCUUCCAGCGCUCAUCGGGUUUCGUCGGUUCAUUUCGAUAACAUCACCUUAGAAGGCGAAUAUGAACCGUGGAAAGCUUAUGGUCAAAGCAAAACAGCAAAUAUCUGGACGGCUAAUGAGAUCGAGAGGCGCUAUGGCUCACAGGGCCUUCAUGCAUUUAGUCUGCACCCUGGUGCGAUCGCUACCGAGCUCCUUCGUCAUGUCUCGGAUGAACAGAAAUCGGUAUGGGACGCCGAUGACUGGCUCAAGAAGUACUGGAAGAGUCCGGAACAGGGAGCCGCGACAAGCGUCUGGGGUGCCGUGGCGAGGGAUCUAGAAGGCACCGGAGGCAAAUAUCUGGAUAACUGUCAAAUCGCAUCACCUGCUGACCCGACUAAACGACAUGGGCCAGGAUAUGCUACGUGGGCGUACAACCCGGAUGGUGAAGCAAAACUUUGGGCGAAAACCUUGGAAUUACUUGAGUUAAAGGACGAGUAG
Messenger RNA from Aspergillus oryzae RIB40, 1002 nucleotides. RefSeq lists its product as uncharacterized. The record is from RefSeq and is a predicted model, not a curated record. The coding region runs from base 1 to 1002 and encodes 333 amino acids. NCBI's taxonomy places the organism in Eukaryota, Fungi, Ascomycota, Eurotiomycetes, Eurotiales, Aspergillaceae. The transcript has a single exon.